AUGUCUGAGCGACAUAUUGACAUAAGUCGCAGCAACUACUCCGUUAUUGACAAUGAGUUUGGAAAUAUGAGAGACCGAUUCGAGGCGGAAAUGCGACGUGUCGAAGAUGAAAUGAAGCGCCUUCGUCAGGAGUUCGAAGGCUACCGACCUGGUGCUCCUCCCCCGGCUAUAUCUAACCAAACGUAUUCGCAGUCUGCACACAACGAGUCUCGUCGACAGGAACCAUUUGGAGGGAAACCUUUGUCGUUGGACUGUCGAAACCCAACACAAAUAGAUCAAAUGCUUAGAGGAAGCGUGGAAUCUUUGGUAAUGUUGUGGUGGAUGUCGACACAGCCGAAGACGAGAAGCUAUAUUGAUCCGGAACACAAGACAUGUCCACACAAAAACAACAGGGUGGUCAUGCAAGCAUAA
Necator americanus (New World hookworm) is the source of this 411-nucleotide messenger RNA. RefSeq lists its product as uncharacterized. The coding region runs from base 1 to 411 and encodes 136 amino acids. The record is from RefSeq and is a predicted model, not a curated record. NCBI's taxonomy places the organism in Eukaryota, Metazoa, Nematoda, Chromadorea, Rhabditida, Ancylostomatidae. The transcript has 3 exons.